AUGGCGGCGGUGGCGGCGGGAGGCCUGGUGGGGAAGGGACUGGACAUCAGCCUGGCAGCCCUGCAGCGCCACGACCCCUAUAUCAACCGCAUCGUGGACGUGGCCAGCCAGGUGGCUCUGUACACUUUCGGCCAUCGGGCCAACGAGUGGGAGAAGACUGAUGUGGAAGGAACUCUUUUUGUUUAUACCAGGUCUGCUUCUCCAAAGCACGGAUUUACCAUUAUGAAUAGACUGAGCAUGGAAAACAGGACAGAACCUAUUACUAAAGACCUGGAUUUCCAACUCCAGGACCCUUUCCUUCUCUACAGAAAUGCCAGAUUGUCCAUUUAUGGAAUUUGGUUUUAUGACAAGGAAGAGUGCCAAAGAAUUGCAGAGCUUAUGAAAAACUUAACUCAGUAUGAGCAGCUGAAAGCCCAUCAAGGAGCAGGUGCCGGAAUCUCCCCAAUGAUCCUCAGUUCAGGAGAGGGCAAGGAAGUAGAUAUCUUACAAAUGCUCACCAAGGCCAAAGAUGAAUAUACAAAGUGUAAAACCUGUUCUGAGCCAAAACAGAUUACCAGUUCAUCUGCCAUCUAUGACAACCCCAAUCUCAUCAAACCAAUUCCAGUGAAGCCCAGUGAAAACCAGCAACAGCGUAUACCUCAGCCCAGCCAGACCUUAGACCCUGAACCCCAACACUUAUCACUGAAGGCUCUCUUUGGGAAGCAAGACAAAGCUACAUGUCAUGAAAUUGUGGCAUCUCUACCAACCUUCCACCAGCAGCAGCAGCAAGAGAAACUUCUUCCACUUAGGCAGGGGGUUGUACGGUCCCUGUCGUAUGAGGAACCCAGUAUAUACUCACCUCCUCUGGAGAAGCAGCUCUGCCCAGCCAUCCAGAAACUCAUGGUCAGGGGUGCAGACCUCCACCCACUGUCAGAGCUGCCCGAACACCGGCCCUGUGAAAACGGCAGUCCCCACUGUCCUGGGGAAGGACUCUUCCAGCCGGCCUCACCCUGCCACAUUGGGACUUCUCUGCAUAUCCAGAAUGCUUCCAGAACUCAGAACCUGUUUGAGACACUGCAGAGUGUCCCGGGGGGCAGAGUGCUCCAGAGUGGCAGUACCCCAGGACCUGCGAGCUCAGCUGCCACAAACUUCAGCAGUAUUUUCCCUGCUACCACCCCGGCAGCUCCAGGAAAGGGUCUGCUGCAACCACAGGUGGUAUAUUUCAAUGGCUCCCUUCCACCGGAAACUCUUGGACAUCAAGCUCCUAGGAAGGAACAAUCAGCACUCCCAAGGCCAGCUCUUCCCCUGGCCUGCACCCAAGCUAGCAGUCCUGGGGUGGUCUCCCCACAGGAACUUCUGAGAAAGCUCCAGAUCGUGCAGCAGGAGCAGCAGCUGCACACACCCAGCCGCCCAACCCUGGCAGCUAAGUUUCCUGUGGUAACUCAGAGUUCUAGGACAGUGAAACCCUUGGAAUCUUGGAUCGACAAGACAUCCCACACAGAAAGGCAGACUCCUCUUUUUCAGGUCAUCUCACCUCAGCACAUCCCUGUGACAGUGGCUCCGUCUCUGCUCAUGCCGCCCAUGGUGUUCACACAGCCCACCUCUGCCCCAUCAAAGGAGCAAGACACAGGACUCCUGCCCUUGGGAAGCCAAGAACCAAGCGCUGCUGCGCCCAGCAGCCUCUUCCUGCCUCUGCAGAACCCACAGGCUUCCUCAAUCACCAGCAGCCCUCUGACCAAGCUGCAGCUUCAAGAAGCACUGCUGUACCUCAUUCAGAAUGACGACAACUUCUUAAAUAUCAUCUAUGAAGCUUAUCUCUUCAGCACGACACAAGCAGCCAUGAAAAAGACUAUGUGA
This is a messenger RNA of Elephantulus edwardii (Cape elephant shrew), 1836 nucleotides long. It is a transcript of the gene DCP1B, whose product is annotated as decapping mRNA 1B. NCBI's taxonomy places the organism in Eukaryota, Metazoa, Chordata, Mammalia, Macroscelidea, Macroscelididae. Gene Ontology annotation, biological process: deadenylation-independent decapping of nuclear-transcribed mRNA; positive regulation of catalytic activity; deadenylation-dependent decapping of nuclear-transcribed mRNA. The transcript has 9 exons. The record is from RefSeq and is a predicted model, not a curated record. Gene Ontology annotation, cellular component: P-body. Bases 1 to 1836 code for a protein of 611 amino acids. Gene Ontology annotation, molecular function: mRNA binding; enzyme activator activity.